AGUCGCGCCAAAAAAGACUUCGAAGGUUCCGCGCACAACCAGCAAACGCGUGUCUCAUAUUCAACAGUAAGAAGUGUCGUGUGCGGUGUGCCCUUUCACAGCGUGUUUAGGGUGGUCUGUGCACUUGCGCAUCUGUCCCGUUCGCGAUUAUACAUCCAACACAGUGUAUACCAGCAGACAACAUUCGAGUUGCUCCCAGUGGCCCCUCCGCUUCAAAGACCCUCUGCAAAGGCAGAUCGACUAGGUGCGCGUGGUGCCGUCACACAGCAACGUCGACGGAUACCGCCUCAUUUCUCGCAGCGAUCGAAAGCAUAGGCCUAGCUCGCGUCUCUUGUGGCAAAUGUCGUCUGCGACGACCUCCUCGUACCCCGCUCAAGGAGGAUGCCUGUGCGGGGCGGUGCGAUACGAGCUAAAGGCGCCGCCUGACGGCUCGUGGAUCUGCUGGUGUCUCUCGUGUCGAAAGACGACUGGGUCUAUCUGCUCCGCCAAUUCUCAUUGCAAAGCAAAGGAUUUCUGCAUCACGAAAGGUGAGGAGUAUCUGACGCUCUACAAAGAAGCAGGCACGUCCAGCGGCCAGGUAUUCGAGGGCUAUUUCUGCCGCCUGUGUGGCUGCAACAUCCACACGACAUCCGACGUGAUGCGCCAAGAGGGCAGCAUCAUCGUCACUAGUGGAACGCUCGACGAGCCGCACAUCUUGGAGUGGAAGCCUACGGCUGAAUUUUUUUGCAUGCGCAAGCCGGGCUACAUGGGGACUUUCCAGGGCACCAAGACGUUUGUGAAGAUGCCUGAAGGCCAUUGAUAUGGACGCAGCAACGGCGAUUGAAAGGGAAAUAUUUCUUGGCCUAGGGAUAUAUGAGAUACGAGGAAAUUCAGUUCAUACGCAUACCUGCAGAGUAUGACAUUUAUGUU
Tilletiaria anomala UBC 951 is the source of this 909-nucleotide messenger RNA. RefSeq lists its product as uncharacterized. Lineage: Eukaryota; Fungi; Basidiomycota; Exobasidiomycetes; Georgefischeriales; Tilletiariaceae. Gene Ontology annotation, molecular function: carbon-sulfur lyase activity. The transcript is spliced from 2 exons. The coding region runs from base 341 to 799 and encodes 152 amino acids. The record is from RefSeq and is a predicted model, not a curated record.